AUACAAAACAGUUUUUAACACGCUAUGUUGUAAUAUUUCUAAAAUUGCAGACCUAUUUCAACUGUUUCUAUAGCCGUCGUUCCCCGGCCAUUAAUAUUAAUGAAAAAUUUCCACCCUCAACUCCCAGAGAGUUUAAUUUAAUGGCGGUGCAACAUUUGAAAAUAAAAGAAAAAGUUAGGGCAAUAGUCGAAACUUUGUCCAAACAAUUAAGAAAAACUGCGCCAGAUGCAAUAGAAACACCUAAGGAAACUCCUGAUGAUUUAUUUAUGUUGCCCCCUGACCCCUUCAACAAACUAUUACCUGAAAUACAACGUAUCGAUUUAGUAUUGGACGCCAAUAAAUUCUAUCAUACGGUUAAAGAUUUUGCUCUAACCUAUAGAGUUAUACCGACACAUCAAGAUGAAGAGGCACUCUUUUGGCCCAUACAGAACAACUACACACCAUUAGAAAUAUUUGAACGUUCUGCCUUUGAUGUCAAUCUAACAUUUGGCAAUUAUGGCAAAGACGACAGUGAUAAGAAGCAGGAAAAUGGUUCUCAUGACAUGGAAGAACAAGAAUUACAAAAUAUUUAAUUAAUGUUAGAGAUUAUCGGCAAACAAGAUCUGCUUUUUUUAGAAUUUUGCAUAUUUUCUUGCCUUACGAACUGUUUGGAAUUAUAAAAAAUGUUUUUGUUGUUAUAUGUUUUUUCUAUUAAAUUUAAUAAAACAAUUUCAAAUCCUAUUGUUUAGUACGUGA
Molecule: messenger RNA, 735 nt
Organism: Lucilia cuprina (Australian sheep blowfly)
Lineage: Eukaryota; Metazoa; Arthropoda; Insecta; Diptera; Calliphoridae
Exons: 2
Coding region: 141-572 (143 amino acids)
Source: RefSeq, a predicted model, not a curated record